Salmo salar (Atlantic salmon) is the source of this 2725-nucleotide messenger RNA. Its product is annotated as protein arginine N-methyltransferase 8-B. Gene Ontology annotation, cellular component: plasma membrane. Gene Ontology annotation, molecular function: protein-arginine omega-N asymmetric methyltransferase activity; histone methyltransferase activity; protein-arginine omega-N monomethyltransferase activity. The record is from RefSeq and is a predicted model, not a curated record. NCBI's taxonomy places the organism in Eukaryota, Metazoa, Chordata, Actinopteri, Salmoniformes, Salmonidae. Gene Ontology annotation, biological process: peptidyl-arginine methylation, to asymmetrical-dimethyl arginine; chromatin remodeling.
GCGUGCUCAUAAGAAUUGCCCUGCCGGGUGGGGAAUCCUGCGAAAGUCGAGAAGUACGGCAAUUGGUCCGCUAAAUACAGUAUCUCUCUAUAUUCUGCCGGAAAAUCUGGUGUGAAGGUGAAGAGAAGCAUCUGGGAGGCAUCGAUUUAUAACUUCUGAUCACGACCCGGUUCUUGGAAAAACGGGUGCCUGCCUGCCUGUAAAACCUUAAAUGAACAGCUCCAACUCAAUAGUCAAGUUCAACUUUUGCCAUGGGAACGUAGCCAAGUCAAACGGAGGAUAGCGCAUCCUUCUCCGAAUAAAAUAUCACUGACGGGGCGAUUUCAAGCCAACGACUUGUGAGAUAUGUUGACAGACGUGGAAAACAACUGUUGAGGGGAAGCCGAGAAUGAGGAUGUAUUUUCCUAACGUGGACUACAGGCAUUUUGGUAUAGUUUGCUUGCAUCAUAGGCAUAUGUUGCAGUGCGCUAGAGGAGAGAGGAAGGUUAAUUCGGGGUGCUGGCGCAAUUGAUGUCCAAGUGCCUCUAUAGGAACCACCUGUAACUUUUACAAAAUGGAAAACUGUCGUUUUUAUCGAUGUGAAACAAACGUUUUAGAAGAGCAUGAUAACUUUUUAGGGGGCUAACAAUAAGUUGGAAUUUAGCCUAAAAUAUGAACUAUUUCUGAUAUUAAACGUUUGCAUCAUUUAUGAAAGUCAAUCUAGAGAAAACAAAUCUAGCUCAUCCAAAGAGAGCUACUAAGUUUAUUUUAUAUAAGAUUUUUCCCUCCCUGGGUUGAAGAAAUCGCGUUGGCUCAUAUGGGACUGAGGCACUCGCGUUGCCUGCUCCUACGGAGAAAAAUGGCGGAGCCGGACAAUUCUGAGCGGCAGCGUACCAUCACUACCCCCCAGUCGCAGUCCUUUCAGCCUGCCUCCUUGCCAAAACCUGUGCCUACUGUCCACCAUGUGCCACACCCUCCACAUACGCCCCAUGUAGCGGCCCUGCCCACCUGCCCCAGGCGCGGCAAGAUGGCAAAGCUGCUCAACCCAGAGGAAAUGACAUCGCAGGACUACUACUUUGACUCCUACGCCCACUUUGGCAUCCAUGAGGAGAUGCUGAAGGAUGAAGUACGGACCCUGACCUAUAGGAAUGCCAUGUACCACAACAAGCACAUGUUCAAGGACAAGAUAGUUCUGGACGUGGGCAGUGGGACAGGCAUUCUGUCCAUGUUCGCUGCCAACGCGGGCGCCAGGCACGUGUACGGGAUUGAGUGUUCAAGUAUAUCAGAGUAUUCUGAGAAAAUCAUCAAGUCCAACCACCUACACAAUGUCAUCACCAUCUUCAAUGGGAAGGUGGAGGAGGUGGAGCUGCCAGUGGAGAAAGUAGACAUUAUCAUCUCAGAGUGGAUGGGCUACUGUCUCUUCUACGAGUCUAUGCUCAAUACGGUCAUCUUCGCCAGGGACAAAUGGCUAAAGCCUGGAGGGCUGAUGUUUCCUGACAGGGCUGCCCUGUAUGUGGUGGCCAUCGAGGACAGGCAGUACAAGGACUUCAAGAUACACUGGUGGGAGAACGUGUACGGUUUUGACAUGACCUGCAUCCGUAAUGUGGCCAUGAGAGAGCCCCUGGUGGACGUGGUGGACCCCAAACAGGUGGUGACCAACUCCUGCCUAGUCAAGGAAGUGGACAUCUACACGGUGAAGCCUGAGGACCUGUCUUUCACCACGGCCUUCUGCCUGCAGAUCCAGAGGAACGACUAUGUCCACGCCAUGGUCACCUACUUCAACAUCGAGUUCACCAAGUGUCAUAAGAAGACUGGCUUCUCUACCGCUCCUGAUGCCGCAAGUACCCACUGGAAGCAGACAGUGUUUUACCUGGAGGACUACCUGACUGUGAAGAAGGGAGAGGAGAUACUGGGCAGCAUCGCAGUCAAGCCUAACGAAAAGAAUGUGCGGGACCUGGAGUUCACCUUUGAGUUGGACUUUAAAGGACAGCUGUGCAAUGCGGCCAUUUCCCACGACUACAAGAUGCGCUAGCUGACCAGCAAAGGGCGAUAUCACCCUCCUCAGCCCCCUAUUGGACACAUCUUGAGAGGAAGGGCACAGGCUCUCCAACAGGCCCUCUUAUUGGUCCUAGGGGGACACGAUACGCAUCUGAUUGGAUGACAGCGUUCCAGCACCUAUGUGAUGUCAUAAAAACAAGCCAUUUCGAAGCAAUAGCGCCAUCACCUGCCACAUUUUUAAAAGCUGCCCUGAGAAUGUAAUAUCCCUGAUGAACUUGAUUAGUUAUUUUAUUCAGGUUGAGUUUCAGUGUUAUUAGUACUAGAUCUGAAGGAGUUAUAGGUAUUUUAGAUGCCAGUCCAGAGGUACUUUAAGGACAAACUCUGAGCAUGUCUUUUAUCAAGGAAAACAGACAGACUACACCUCUGUUUCACCGAUGUCUUUCAAAGUUCAACGAAUGCAGAACCUAAGAGUUUAACAGGAAAGUCAUUCAGUGUUUGUUCAAGUUAGGUAUAUUUUGUUGGUAUUCCGUACUGGUAAGUUAUUUGCAUGUUUAGCUUUUUGUUCUUGGUUGAUUUCAGGCAUCAUGGUUUGAUCAUUUGAGAUAUUCACAAUUGCUAAUGGAACAUGUUUAAUGAUAGAAACCUGGGAGAAAUGUCUUGUCUUCCAUCUCCAGUUGGAACAUUUAUUUUACCAUUUUGAUUUUGGGGUGUGGUGUAGGAGUGAUGAACAAAUAAAGAACAAUUAGAA